AGAGAGAGAGAGAGAGAGAGAGAGAGAGAGAGAGAGAGAGAUGGGUAGAAGCCCUUGCUGUUCCAAGGAAGGCUUGAACAGAGGAGCUUGGACUGGCCUUGAAGACAAAAUCCUAGCAGGUUACAUUAAAACCCAUGGUGAAGGGAAAUGGAGAGACAUUCCCAAGAAAGCAGGUCUCAAGAGAUGUGGAAAGAGCUGUAGGCUUCGCUGGAUGAACUAUUUAAAGCCAGGUAUCAAGAGAGGAAACAUAUCCCAUGAUGAAGAAGAUCUCAUCAUUAGGCUUCACAAGCUUUUGGGGAAUAGGUGGUCUCUUAUAGCAGGGAGGCUUCCGGGGCGAACAGACAAUGAAAUUAAGAACUACUGGAACACUAGUUUAUCAAAGAAGCUGCAAGCCCACCAAACCUCGGCGGCAUCGACUCAAAAGCCGCACUCAAACCAGUCUGAAGAAGAAGAGAAACUGAUGAAGAAGAAGCAGCAGCAGCAGCAGAAGAAGAGGAAGACGAAGAUGACCAUGACCACAACAUCCAGAUCGUCCAAUGAUAAACCACUGUCAUCAAAAAUGGACUCCAGUGUGGUCCGGACCAAGGCUUUAAGGUGCAACCGGGUUUUUCUCACUCCAGAAAAAACCAGUAACCAAGUUGUUCACCAAGUUGCUGAAAAUAAUAAUGAAGCCACAUUCUCAGAAGCAGAACCCAAACCCUCCAAGAACAAAACAGUUGAAUCAGAUUCCUUUGAUGGGUUGUCUUCAUUCAAUCAAGUAGAAGAAGAGGAUUCACUCAAUCUAAUGAUCGAUCUGGAUUGCUACUUCUCUGAUGAGUCAUUGGCAUCUUGGAAUCAACAGGUCUUGUGCCCCAAGGAGGACUGGACCGGAAUUCAUGGUAUUGAACCGGGUUUCCCAUCCUUCACCGCUCUUCUGGGUCAAGUAGAGAGUUGGUUAGAAGGAUAACUGCAAUUGAACUUAUUCCUUGUUUGGUUUUAGACAUGCAUGGUUUGACCUAGUGACUUGUUUUGCAUGGGUAUGUGCAAAACUAGCUGACAAUGUAGUAUGGUUCUUCAGUGAUCUUCUCUUCGGCCUUCCUUGAUUGUAUCUUCUCCCUCAUCAUGUCAAAAAGCACUACUGUGACAUGUCAUUGUACUGAUUGCCAGUCAUGUGAUUCAUUUCAGUCA
Molecule: messenger RNA, 1167 nt
Organism: Macadamia integrifolia
Lineage: Eukaryota; Viridiplantae; Streptophyta; Magnoliopsida; Proteales; Proteaceae
Product: transcription factor MYB1-like
Exons: 2
Coding region: 41-946 (301 amino acids)
Source: RefSeq, a predicted model, not a curated record